Aureobasidium uvarum is the source of this 264-nucleotide messenger RNA. NCBI's taxonomy places the organism in Eukaryota, Fungi, Ascomycota, Dothideomycetes, Dothideales, Saccotheciaceae. The record is from the annotation of a GenBank genome assembly.
AUGGCAGUCCAGAAGAGUAACCGGGACAUUGUAAGGAUGUUACUGGCUGCCGGAGCAAAGAGACAACUAGACGAAGUGCUCGAAAUCGCAUUGGUGAAGAUAGACGCAGAGAUAGUGCAAUUGCUCAAAGACUUUGGAGCUGUUGAACACGAUGAUGGAUUUGGUCUCGAGGAGCUCAUGGAGGAGUCGGCGUAUAAGAUUGUAAUGGAUGAAGAGACGCAAACAAUGGCUGGCGCCGAGAAUCUCGACGAGCGUCCGGUGUAG